Molecule: messenger RNA, 3096 nt
Organism: Psammomys obesus (fat sand rat)
Lineage: Eukaryota; Metazoa; Chordata; Mammalia; Rodentia; Muridae
Gene: Cdc25b
Product: cell division cycle 25B
Exons: 16
Coding region: 223-1938 (571 amino acids)
Biological process (GO): positive regulation of G2/M transition of mitotic cell cycle; G2/M transition of mitotic cell cycle; positive regulation of G2/MI transition of meiotic cell cycle
Cellular component (GO): nucleus; cytoplasm
Molecular function (GO): protein tyrosine phosphatase activity
Source: RefSeq, a predicted model, not a curated record
UAUAAGGAGGUGGAGGUGGCAGCUGCCCAGCUCGGCGUCCUCCCCUCCCUUCCUCCCCACAUCCCUCUCCUCCUCACUCCCAGGCCCAUUGCUCUUCCUCCCUCCUUUCCCUCCCUUCUUCCCUUCACCCCAGGCUCACUCUCGGAGCCGAGCCAGCUGGGUCAGCGUCUGCUGGCCGCCGUGCUUGUGGCCCUGUAGCUAGCCUUUGCCCGCCCCGCCACGAUGGAGGUGCCCCCGCAAAAGUCUGCGCCAGGCUCGGCUCUCAGUCCUGCCCGCGUGCUCGGUGGCAUCCAGCGGCCGCGCCACCUCCCAGGCUUCGGGCUGGGGUCUGAUGGCUUCCUGGGGUCUCCGGAGCGCGCGGCUUCCUCCUCUCCAGUUACCACUCUUACCCGGACCAUGCACAAUCUCGCUGGGCUCGGCAGCGAGACCCCAAAGACUCAAAAAGGAAGCCUGAGGUUCCAGAACAGGCUGGCAGGCCUGUCCCUGUCCAGGCACACCUCUGAAUCCUCGCUGUCGUCUGAGUCCUCAGACUCUUCUGAUGCAGGUCUCUGCAUGGACUCCCCCAGCCCUGUGGACCCACAGACGGCAGAGCACUCGUUCGAGCAGGCCAUUCAGGCAGCCAGUCGGGUCAUUCAAAAUGAGCAGUUUACCAUAAAGCGCUUCCGAUCCUUGCCAGUGAGGCUGCUGGAACACAGCCCUGUGCUACAGAACAUUAGCAACUCCCAAGCACUGGACAGCCGGAAGGAAAAUGAAGCUGGCUACAGAGCUGCUGACAGCCCUGGGGAGGACAAGGAGAAUGAUAGAUAUCUCUUCAGGGUACCAUGGAAGCCUACUCAUCCCAGCCCUUUGAAAGCUCUGGCAGAGUGGGCUAGCCGCAGAGAGGCCUUUACCCAGAGGCCAAGCUCAGCCCCUGACCUGAUGUGUCUUACCCCUGAAAGGAAGAUGGAAGUAGAGGAGUCUUCCUCUUCCAUGACUCCUGUUGAAAGGGCUUCUGAAGAAGAUGACGGGUUUGUGGACAUCCUGGAGAGUGAUUUAAAGGAAGAUGAUGUGGUCCCCCCAGGCAUGGAGAACCUCAUUAGUGCCCCACUGGUCAAAAAGCUGGAUAAGGAAGAGGAACAGGAUCUCAUCAUGUUCAGCAAGUGCCAGCGGCUCUUCCGCUCUCCAUCUAUGCCGUGCAGUGUGAUCCGGCCCAUCCUCAAGAGGAUAGAGCGUCCCCAGGACAGGGAAGCGCCUGUCCAGAGCAAGCGCAGAAAGAGCGUGACACCCCUGGAAGAACAGCAGCAGCCUGAAGAACCUAAGGCCCGUGUCUUCCGCUCAAAGUCCCUGUGUCAUGAGAUUGAGAGCAUCCUAGACAGUGACCAACGUGGAUUGAUCGGAGAUUACUCUAAGGCUUUCCUCCUGCAGACUGUGGAUGGCAAACACCAGGACCUCAAGUAUAUCUCACCAGGAACUAUGGUGGCCCUGUUGACAGGCAAGUUCAGCAGCAUCGUGGAGAAAUUUGUAAUUGUGGACUGCCGAUACCCCUAUGAGUAUGAAGGCGGCCAUAUCAAGAAUGCUGUGAACUUGCCCCUGGAACGGGACGCAGAGACCUUCCUGCUGCAGCGUCCCAUCAUGCCUUGUAGCCUGGACAAGAGAAUCAUCCUCAUUUUCCACUGUGAAUUCUCGUCUGAGCGUGGCCCACGCAUGUGCCGAUUCAUCAGGGAACGGGACCGCGCUGCUAACGACUACCCCAACCUCUACUACCCCGAGAUGUAUAUCCUCAAAGGCGGCUACAAGGAGUUCUUCCCACAGCAUCCGAACUUUUGUGAGCCCCAGGACUACCGGCCCAUGAACCAUGAGGCUUUCAGGGAUGAGCUGAGGACCUUCCGCCUCAAGACACGCAGCUGGGCUGGGGAGCGGAGCCGGAGGGAACUCUGCAGCAGGCUGCAAGACCAGUGAUGAGCCGGCCUCAGUCCUGCUGCCAUCCUUACCUCGUGGGGCUUGGGAGCCAGUGGGUCCCAUGGGCCUAAGAGGCCACCUCUCUGCUAGAGGCCUCAGGUGCUAUUGGGAGUUAGGAGAAAGGUGUGGUGUCGUGUCUGUCUGUCCCUGUCCUCGAUUCCCCUGUCUCACUUCAGUCCCUUCUUGAAGAGCCCAGCCUGAUGGGUGGGUACUGAAAGUGCUUCAUGUUCUGUGGGAACUCUGUUUUACAGUCUUUUUUUCCAUAUUUGUGUUAACUCUUUGUCUUCCUGUGUUCAGUAGGCCCCCUUUAUGGGGAGAGCCUCAGCCCUUUAGGAUGAGCAUAGUAGCAAUUCGGGUGGCCUGGACCUGUUGGCUUUCCUCUGCCGCCUUUGUACAGACACCUCCAUUGAAAACAUAAGCACUUACUUUUUCCUGCUGUAGUCUUACCUGCAGCUUUUUACUUCUGUUUGUCUGACUUAGUGUAUUUCAGGACACACUGACAGCUGAGUAGGCUCCCUUGUACAGCUGGUGGUUAGAGAUUCAAAUAUCACGUCCUCGUUAGGCCUGGCUUUUUCUUCUCCUCUAAGGUCCCCAGGGCAAGAACAAAGGCCUGAUUCUGGAGCUUCCAGGAGCCCCAGUCCCACUGCUGUGAACCCCAGAGCCUCACUGGUCAGAAGCUGCUUCUGGGCAAUGGACAAGUCACUGAGCUUCAUUUCUUAAUCCUUCUCUUCUCCACCCCUGUCCUCCCUUUCCUUUUUCCCAUGUCUGGUCCAGACAGCCUGUUGAGUAUGUGUGGUUUUUGCUGUGUGGCUAUGCGAGUACUUUGGCCUGUUACAGAUGGACAGGAGGCUGGAUGGACAUGGGUGCACAGUGCCUUGCAUACACGGAUGCACACUAACUGAGUGGUAGUAUUUCGGUGAGCAUGAUGGCCUAUGGCAGGAGUGUGUGUGUGUGUGUGUGUGUGUGUGUGUGUGUGUGAAAAAAGCCUUUACACUUAGAAUUUGGAAAUAGUCAAGAAACAUCAUGGAAAGCAGCUAAAUAUAAACAAAACAAAACCAAGCAACCUCUGGCUUCAGAAUCUACAUAGGAGAAGGUCAUGCUGGAAGGCUCCAGUGAAUCCUCUGGCAAGGCCUUGGUUUAAUAAAGCACUGAGCAAGA